Messenger RNA from Hemicordylus capensis (graceful crag lizard), 935 nucleotides. RefSeq names its product cationic trypsin-3-like. The transcript is spliced from 5 exons. Lineage: Eukaryota; Metazoa; Chordata; Lepidosauria; Squamata; Cordylidae. Gene Ontology annotation, molecular function: serine-type endopeptidase activity. The record is from RefSeq and is a predicted model, not a curated record. The coding region runs from base 41 to 784 and encodes 247 amino acids. Gene Ontology annotation, biological process: proteolysis.
GAGCCCGCAGAGAGAGAGAGAGAACAUUGGCAGAGACACGAUGAAGUUCCUCUUGAUCCUUGCCUGUCUGGGAGCAGCUGCUGCUGUGCCCCUUGAUGAUGAUGACAAGAUUGUGGGAGGUGACACCUGCCUACCAUACUCAGUCCCCUACCAGGUGUCUCUGAAUGCUGGGUACCACUACUGUGGGGGUUCUCUCAUCAAUGAUCAAUGGGUUCUGUCAGCUGCUCACUGCUACCAGCCCUUCAGCAUCCAGGUGCGGCUUGGGGAGAACAACAUAGAUGUUCUGGAAGGAACUGAGGAGUUUAUUGCAGCUGGGAAGCAAAUCCCCCAUCCUCACUUCAACCCAAGUUCCAUGGACAAUGACAUUAUGCUCAUCAAGCUGGCUACCCCUGCCACGCUGAACUCCAGGGUUCGAGCCAUUUCCUUGCCUUCCAAAUGUGUGACUGCUGGGACCGAGUGUCUGAUCUCAGGAUGGGGCAACACCCUCAGUAAUGGAGAAAACUUCCCAUCGCUCCUCCAGUGCUUGGAUGCUCCGGUGCUAUCAGAUGCUGAGUGCAAGGGCGCCCUGCCUGGAAGCAUCACUUCCAAUAUGAUGUGUGUGGGUUACCUGGAAGGUGGCAAAGAUUCCUGUGAGGGGGAUUCUGGUGGACCUGUAGAAUGCAACGGGGAGCUCCAGGGUGUUGUUUCAUGGGGAAUCGGUUGUGCUAUGGCUGGUUACCCUGGCGUCUACACCAAGGUCUGCAACUAUGUUGACUGGAUCCAAGAAACAAUUGCAGCCAACUGAGAUAUCCACCAUCAAUUCGCUUUUCUUGGAAUAUUUUCCUUUUCUCCCCUAUGAUCCAGCAUGACUAUGAAAUAUGAAACAAGACAAGUAAAGACAGAUAUGAUGUGCUAUCUUUCCCCCCAGAAGCCAUUAAAUUUCCACAUGUGAAUAA